AUGUCAUCCUCACAACAAUUAUCUUUUGCUCAAACUUAUAUUUUAGCUAGCAAAGUUAGAAACAAGUUAACUAAAGAAGCUCAAUCACCAAAAUCUUCAUUAAGAAACUUGGUUGUUCAAGCUAAUAUGUUAGAUAACAUCAUGGAUUAUAUCAGUGAAGAAACCACUAGAAGAACUAGAGAAUAUGAAUCAAUUAGAAAACAAAAAUCAUCUUCAGUUCAAUUUGCUCCUUCUCCUUUAAGAUCAAACUAUAAAACUUCCAUUACUGAAUAUGAAAUCGAUGAAGACUCUUCUGAUGAUGAAGAUUACUCCGAUGAAGAAAUGGAAGAUUCUUCCGAUGAUGAUGAAGAUGAAGAAUUAUUGCAACCACAACAACAUCAACCACAACAACAACCAGAAAGUGUUUACUACGAAGAAGUCGAUGAAGAAGAAGAAGAAUCCGAAGAAGAAGAACAAUCUGAAAACUUCAUCUUGUUAUUCAGAAGAUGA
Molecule: messenger RNA, 489 nt
Organism: Candida tropicalis MYA-3404
Lineage: Eukaryota; Fungi; Ascomycota; Pichiomycetes; Serinales; Debaryomycetaceae
Exons: 1
Coding region: 1-489 (162 amino acids)
Source: RefSeq, a predicted model, not a curated record